GAUGGGGAAGUUUUCUCCCCAUUCCAGCGUCCAACAGACGCAUUCGCUUAUCUGCUCCACACCAGGAAUUUGAGGGUAUUUCUUUUUCUCUGUCGGUGCAGAUACAAACAGCCGAUCACGGCCGAUGGCUCAGCCCUCCUCCUGAGACCCUCCGCCUGCCGUGAUGCCUGCCUUCAGCCCUCCCGCUCCUCUCCUCCAUCUGCUGCUCUGUGCUCUGGCUGCCGACCUGCCUCUGGCUUACGUCGCUCACGGCAACUUCAUGUACUACUCUUGGAGCCAGGACGCUCAGCCGUGCAGCGCAUCCUCAGUGUCCGACUGCCGAUGCAAGAACUUCCAGCUCUCCACCGCACACUGGCCCCUGUCUCACUCCGCUCCCGUUUUCCCCAGGAAACAUCUGACCGUUUGGUUCUCGUCGCCGUCCACCGUCAUGCGUCUGCUCAACAACUCGGUGGUGAAACACCUGACGCUCAUCCACUGCGGACCUCCGGGAGAGGCCAGGGGGGCGGCUCCUUCUCCUCAGGAGGGGUAUUUCGCAGUGAAGCACCUGGAGAGGCUGACGGUGGUGAACGUGCCGGAGAGGCCGUUUCAUCCCUGCGCUGAUGCAAACUGUGGCAAAAGCGCGAGCGCUAACCAAGACAGAGAUAACAGCUUUACGUUUGACUCAAACAAAUCCAACAAGGACCGAAACACCAACAUGGACCUCGUCGCUGAGGCCAUGAGAAGCUCUCUGAGAGCUUCGUCGCCCCGGAUCCAAGACAUCUUCCUGGGCAGGGAGCUUGGGGCGGCGCAUCACGAACAGGCCCGGCUGGGGAUCAUUCACAGCUCGGUGCUGGACUGGGGAGCAGAGAUCAAAACCUACACGGUGCUCACUCACAUAGACAGUGACGGGACGCUGCCUUUCCCCAACCUCCAUCUGGCAAAGCUGCCCGAGGCGUCCGUCAUCUAUGUCAGCUUUGUGUACUGAGAAGAGAGUUUUUUUUAGAGGAGGAGGGGGAUCCACUGAUGGCACAAUGCAGGCGUCUACUUGUUGUUGUUUUUUUAGCCUGCGGCUUCACAAUAUUCUCCAUAUUCCAAUGAACUCUGAGAUAAAAAAAAAAAGUCAUUGGUUUACAUAUUACACUGUCUUUUUAAGCUCCCUAGUUCACAGACAUCACAAUUCUUAAAUAAUCUGUUUGAAGAAGUUCUUGAUACAUCAGAACAACAAACAUUUUAGAUCCUAGUUGUUUUUGCAUCUAUCUGCAUAAAACUGAGAAGAACUAAAUCAGCCCCCAUGCAGCCCACUGCUCCCCAAGGGAUGGGAUAAAUGCAGAGCACAAAUUUCCUUGGAAUGUAUGCUGCAAUAAUAAAGAAAGAUCAUUAUUAUUAUUAUUAUUAUUGUAGAUAAAGGCCAAUAUUAGAUAUAUUGUAAAUCGCAUCUUUCACAGGGUCAGUGAACGUCAGGCUUAAACACAUGUUAACAAGAGCAAUAGAUCACAAAGUGAUGGUGGGUCAUGUUGCUUUGGGAUUUGCUGAUACAGAGCAGUUCAAUCAUUCAAAGCAAGUUGUUCUGGUCCGGUGGAUACACCACCACCCAUGAUUUGACCAAUGUCUAACUAAAAGAUGGUUUAAAACUAAAAGUCUUUACCUGCUUUUUUUAAAUGCAUAUGCCGGGCCAAGGCAACAAACGCAGACAGGUGUUGCACGGCCUACAGGCGGCUGCUUCAGCGUGGUAAAAACUAUUUUCAUAAACUCCUCUUUUAUUGCAGUCGCAAUAAAAAAUUUUCACAAUAAAUACUGUUGCAAACAACGAUAUCAAUUUUAGGUAAACAUUUUUCCAGUGGGGAGAAAAAUCUGUCUUAAUAAAUGAUUGUUGUCCUAGUUAUGUUUUGCUUUUCCGUUUGUUGUUUAGUUUUUAAAAUAGAUCAGGUUUUCUCAGAGCUUUUAAUCAGCAAUCUGACAGCUUCUGUUUCUCUGGGAAAGGAAGCAUUAAUGAAAUCUGCAAACCUCACGGUUAGAGAACGGCAGUCCAGAGUGGCUCCUCAGGGUCACCAAGCCUCCAUAACAACCAGCAGAUUUUAUCUGCACACCGACAGGUUGCUUGGUAAAGCACCUCAUGCUCAUGAUCGUUUUAUCUGGGCUUUUCCCAAAAGGCAUGGGAAACUUUGAAGGCAAGGCAAUUUUAUUUAUGAAGCACUUUUCAUUAACAAGGCAAUUCAAAGUGUUGUACAUGAACAAAAAAAAACAGAGGACGGGAAAACAUUACAGAGGAAAGCACA
Messenger RNA from Fundulus heteroclitus (mummichog), 2255 nucleotides. RefSeq lists its product as uncharacterized. The record is from RefSeq and is a predicted model, not a curated record. The transcript is spliced from 2 exons. Lineage: Eukaryota; Metazoa; Chordata; Actinopteri; Cyprinodontiformes; Fundulidae. The coding region runs from base 164 to 964 and encodes 266 amino acids.